This is a messenger RNA of Rhodotorula toruloides NP11, 1551 nucleotides long. Its product is annotated as Lipid-binding START containing protein. The record is from RefSeq and is a predicted model, not a curated record. Gene Ontology annotation, molecular function: lipid binding. NCBI's taxonomy places the organism in Eukaryota, Fungi, Basidiomycota, Microbotryomycetes, Sporidiobolales, Sporidiobolaceae. Bases 1 to 1551 code for a protein of 516 amino acids. The transcript has 4 exons.
AUGGCGACGACACAGCAAGCGGUGGCGGUCCAAGACACGAACAAGUCGAUUCUCUCCCUCCUGCUCUCCCUCUCGCCCCUCUGGUUCAUCGUGCAGAGCCGAACCCGCCUUGGCCUCGAUACCCUGCACGUCGGCCUUUUCCAGGUCGUUCUGCUGCUCGUCCUGCGAGCUGGACUCGACCUCAUCCCAACUCGACUGCGCCGCAAGACCGCCUCACCGGCACCGGCACCGGUUGUUCAGCCCGCUGUCCAGGAGGAGGCGCGUGUAGGGAACGGCGUCGACGUUAAGGAGAAGCAGAAGUCGAGGCGGCGGGUCAAGAGGAAGGUUGCGGCCGCCCCUCCCGCUCCCUUCGCUGCCGAGAAGCUCGACGAGACUGUCGCCAACUUCCUUCACAUCACCGAGCCCGCCUUCCUCUCCUACGUCCCCGUCAAGCCCACAACAUCAAUCUCCUCCGCCCCGCUGUCCGACUGGAAGAAGACGUUCUCGGGCGAUAACGUCGAGGUCCUCCAGCACCCGACGCUUUCCUCCCUCUUCGGCAUCUGCGCAACGUUUCCCGACGUGCCCAUCCGCAACUUGUUCCAGGUCUUGCAGGAUAUCGGCAAACGACCGGUGUGGGACGGGAUGUGUUCUGGCGCGAGCGAGAUCGAGCGGUUCGAGGUGGACGGCAGGAAGGGCAAUGCCCUAACGAUGCAGAUGAAGGGGAUGGCGAUGAUCAAGGCUAAGGACCUUGUCCUCCUGUCCGUGGCCGGCAAGCUGCCUACGCCCGAAGACGACAUGGAAGAUGGCCAGCCUACCGCCGAAAAACUGCGCAUCUUCGCCGCGUCGACCUCCGUCGACCACCCCAAGGUCCCGCCUACUCCGCAGUACAACCGCAUGACGCUCAGCAUCUCGGGCUUCUUCAUCGAGGAGGUCGGCAAGGGUAGCAAGAUCGUCCAGAUCACCGACUUGUCCGGGCUUGGCUCCUGGGUCCCGAACAGCGUCCUCCGAACAAUCACGCAGACGAUGCUGCCCAAGUCGCUCGCCAAGCUCGGCGCAGCUGCAGCGGACGUGACCGAAUUUACGAGCGACUUCCCACCUCCGACGCUCGGCAAGAAGGCGCCGCCUACCGCGAACGGGCAUGCGAAUGGCGAGGCAGGCGGCGAAGAGGCUGAAGAGGAGGAGGAGGAGGAAUCCGAUUACGAAGACGAGAGCGACGACGAGGACUCGUCUGCUCCCGACGCAACCCGCCUCUCGCCUUCCGCUUCUCGCGACCUCCACUCCCUCCUUUCCCAGCUUCGCUCCCUCACCUCCCGCCUCGCCGCUCUCGAAACCCUCGUCUCUUCACCCUCCGCGCCCGCCUCCUCAUCCGGCGUCGCAGCAACUCCCACACGACGGUGGUACUCGCCCUUCAGCAGCAGCAGCGGUAGCGGAGCAGGAAAAGGCUACGGCGGACCGAGCGACAUGAUGACCAUGAGUCCGGGCAAGUUGAGUGCGCUGGCGACGCUGGGAAGUGCGGCGGGAGCGGCGAUUGCGGUAGCUGCUGUGACGGCUGUCGCGCGGCGGAGGAAGUGA